AUGGGAGAUUGUCCCCAAAAUGAGGAGUAUCUUCUUUGUGGUUCAGCCUGCCCCUUUAAUUGCACCAACCCUGCAGGACCUGUGAACUGCAUCGACGAUUGUGUCGAAGGGUGUUUCUGCAAAUCUGGUUACCUGAGAAACGAAAACGGUACUUGUGUCACGACCGAUCAAUGUAUCGCUGCAAACAACACAUCUGUAUGUGGCGCAAACGAAGAGUUCCUCUCCUGUGGUUCUCCUUGUCCUGCCACCUGCUCCAACCCUGAACCUGAAUGUGUGGGUGCCUGCAGUAUGGGCUGCUUCUGCAAAUCAGGCUUUGUCAGAGAUGAGGUGCAGAACAAAUGUGUUGUAAUCAGCAACUGCACUGCUGAGCCAUUAGAACCUUGCUUCAACGAGGAUGAGGUUUACGAUAUUUGCAACGCGUUGUGCGAGCCGACCUGUGACGACCCGGAGCCGAUCUGCACCAAGUCUUGUAACGGGGGCUGUGUGUGUGCCCCUGGCCUGCUCCGAGAUAGCAACGGCACUUGUCUCACCGUUGACAAAUGUCCGCUCACCAACGGGACAACACCAGGUCCAUUAAGGAAGUACUUGAACGAAAUUAGCAAGAUUCUACAUUUGACGAUCGCUUGAAGAGAAUUUUAACUGUGGGCCUUGUAAAAGUCACUUCAACCGAAAAUUUUGGUACUAAAACUGUUAAUAGUAAAAAAUUUGUAUACAUUAUUCCUCCUUAAACUAUUCGGAUUAGUUCACAGAA
This is a messenger RNA of Leptidea sinapis, 751 nucleotides long. Its product is annotated as serine protease inhibitor swm-1-like. The coding region runs from base 1 to 627 and encodes 208 amino acids. The record is from RefSeq and is a predicted model, not a curated record. The transcript has 4 exons. NCBI's taxonomy places the organism in Eukaryota, Metazoa, Arthropoda, Insecta, Lepidoptera, Pieridae.